Molecule: messenger RNA, 2145 nt
Organism: Psylliodes chrysocephalus
Lineage: Eukaryota; Metazoa; Arthropoda; Insecta; Coleoptera; Chrysomelidae
Source: the annotation of a GenBank genome assembly
AUGGAUAAUCGCAUUGCAAAACUUUUUCUCACUCUCUUGAUAUUACGAAGGCUGCAAGGUUGUGCGGUGCGAUUUUCCAGCUCACAAAAGGCUGAUUUUUUUUUUACAGGUGCUGGUGUUAAUGUGAAGAAAAGUUUUAUUAAUACCAUGGAAAAUUAUACGGAAAUGGCUCAAGAAACAUACAAUGAUGGACCCGAUCAAAUAGUACCAGCCGAGAACUAUAUUUGCACAGAUCCCGCCGGCUAUGUCAGACUUCGAAUCCCAGAGAAUGGCAAAGCGAUAGAAACCAUCAAACCCAUAUCAGUACCUGGACUUUUACAAAAAACAGCCAAAGAGCAUCCAGACACCGUCGCCCUAGCCAGAAAGAUCAAUGGUGUAUGGGAAAAAACCACCUUCAAAGAAUAUCACGCCCAAGUUCGUACCUGCGCUAAAGGCUUUAUAAAAUUAGGAUUAGAAAAAAACCAUUCGGUUUGCAUUUUGGGUUUCAACAGUCCCGAAUGGUUCAUAUCGGAUCUAGCGGCGAUAUUUGCCGGAGGUAUAGCGGUGGGUGUUUACACUACAAACUCGGCGGAAGCCUGUUACUAUUGCGCCGAAAAUAGCAGAGCCAAUAUUGUUGUCGUUGAAGAUCAAAAACAGUUGGAGAAAAUAUUGGAAAUUAGGUCUAGAUUACCAAAUCUAAAAGCGAUAGUUCAAUAUAGCGGAGAGCCUACGAACCCCGAUGUGAUAAGUUGGAAAAGACUGAUGGAAAUAGGUGCUGCGGAAGCUGACGAAUCUCUAGAUCAAGUCUUGAAACAAAUAGCUGUCAAUCAAUGUUGUACUUUGGUUUAUACAUCAGGUACGGUAGGCAAUCCAAAAGGAGUCAUGUUGAGUCACGACAACUUGACAUGGGACGCUCUUUGCAUCGUAGAACGUUUAGGAAUCAUAGCGGGUGAUGGAGAGGUCCUCGUGAGCUAUCUGCCUCUAAGCCACGUGGCUGCUCAAGUAGUUGAUAUUUAUAUUACAAUGUCAACAGCUUCCACGAUAUAUUUUGCCGACAAGGAUGCCCUGAAAGGUACUUUGAUCAAUACUUUGCUUGAAGUGCAGCCGACUAAAUUUUUGGGGGUUCCCCGUGUUUUCGAGAAGAUCUACGAAAAAAUGAUGCAAAUCGCGUCUAAAAGUGGUGUUUUGAGGAAAUAUAUUUCUACGUGGGCGAAAAAGCAAGCAUUGCAACAUCAUAUUGACAAUAUUAAUGGGAUCAAAUCUUAUACUUGGGGUUAUAGUUUUGCCAGGACCAUGCUUUUUAGUAAGGUUAAAGCAGCUUUAGGUUUUUCGAGAUGCACGUACUUUUGUUCAGCCGCGGCACCGUUGGCUGUGGAAAUUAAAAAAUACUUUUACAGCUUGGAUAUACCCAUUAUGGAAUGUUUUGGUAUGUCCGAAGCCAGCGGGGGACAUACAGUGUGCUGCGAAGGGGCCACAAACUUCGAAUCGAUCGGCAUGACUUUACCCGGAAUGAAAACCAAAAUACACAACGAAGAGGAUGGCCAAGGGGAGAUCUGCAUGUACGGAAGACACGUGUUCAUGGGAUAUCUAAACGAGCUGGCAAAGACUGAGGAAACGCUGGACGAAGACGGAUGGUUGCACACAGGAGAUUUGGGAAGGAUAGACGAGAAAGGAUUCGUGUAUAUUACAGGCAGACAAAAAGAACUCCUGGUCACGGCCGGCGGGGAAAACAUCCCGCCCGUUCACAUCGAACAACAAGUCAAAGCGGAACUGCCGCACGUCAGCAACGCCUUCUUGAUCGGCGACAAACGCAAAUUCCUCUCCGUUCUUCUCACGCUGAAGACCGAAGUGGACGCACAAACGGGAGCGCCCACCGACGAGCUCAUUCCGAGCGUCCAGCAGUGGCUCGCCUCGUUGGGCUGUCCCGCUCAAACGGUCAAGCAGGUGCUGGAAGCCGGUCCCGAUAAGAGGCUCAUGGACGUUCUGAUGCAGGCUAUCGAAAGGGUCAACAGUAAGGCGACGUCCAAUGCGCAGACCAUCAAGAAGAUUUCGUUGUUGCCCGCCGAUUUUUCUAUUCCAACGGGAGAAUUGGGUCCAACGAUGAAAGUAAAAAGAAGAAUCGUGGAGCAGAAGUACGAAGACAUCAUAGAAAAAAUGUACUUAUAA